AAACAAAAGUGCAAUGCCGGUCUGAUACAGUUUCAAUAAAUGUUUAAAUAAAUGAGUUCCCGUUAUUCGUAUAAUGAUGAUGCUCCAAAGCAAGAGAUAUGUCGAGCUUGCACUGAUUUCAAAAAAUGGACUAAACAGCAGACCACCCGAAACCCAAACAGGAAAACUAGCCUAGAUACUGGAAUUAAUCAAGAGACAACAAAAGAAUGUCCUUUAGAUAGAGAAGAGUUAGGACACUCCACAUGGGGUUUCUUACACACAAUGGCUGCAUACUACCCACAAAAGCCAACAGCAACUGAACAAAAGGAGAUGAAUCAGUUUAUCAACAUCUUUUCAAAAUUUUAUCCUUGCAAAGAAUGUGCUGAUGACUUUAAAGUAGACAUUUCCCAGAAUCCUCCAGAAACUGGAAGCCAGAAGGAACUCUCCAAGUGGAUGUGUGAUAGGCACAAUGAUGUCAAUAGAAAAUUAGGGAAAAAGUUAUUUGAUUGUUCCAAGGUAGAUGAAAGAUGGCGCUAUGGAUGGAAAGAUGGAUCAUGUGAUUGAUAUCACAUAAAUUUUCAUUAAUUUUUGCUUGAAUAACUGGUGUAAAUAAAU
Uloborus diversus is the source of this 594-nucleotide messenger RNA. RefSeq names its product FAD-linked sulfhydryl oxidase ALR-like (gene Alr). Gene Ontology annotation, molecular function: flavin-dependent sulfhydryl oxidase activity; flavin adenine dinucleotide binding. The transcript has 3 exons. The record is from RefSeq and is a predicted model, not a curated record. The coding region runs from base 52 to 543 and encodes 163 amino acids. Gene Ontology annotation, cellular component: mitochondrion. NCBI's taxonomy places the organism in Eukaryota, Metazoa, Arthropoda, Arachnida, Araneae, Uloboridae.